Carassius gibelio (silver crucian carp) is the source of this 1158-nucleotide messenger RNA. RefSeq names its product endonuclease domain-containing 1 protein-like. The coding region runs from base 126 to 995 and encodes 289 amino acids. Gene Ontology annotation, molecular function: metal ion binding; hydrolase activity; nucleic acid binding. The transcript is spliced from 2 exons. The record is from RefSeq and is a predicted model, not a curated record. NCBI's taxonomy places the organism in Eukaryota, Metazoa, Chordata, Actinopteri, Cypriniformes, Cyprinidae.
AGGAGGGUCAAAGAACAUUGUUCCUGCUGCAGAACCAUCUACGUGUGUUAGAGAGGAGCAUUUAAGUCCCAGCAGAGACCCAUUCUGAGUUGAGGGACCUGAGCACAUUCUCGUAUGAAGAGAAGAUGAAGCUGUUUAUCACGAGUGUCUCUGUGCUUCUGGCAUUUUCAUGCAUCUCAUCUGAACUUGUAGACAAAUUCAGUAAAUGCGGUGACUUUUUUUUCAAUCAAAAGCCUCCGGUUAUACCUGGCAUUCUGGAGGAUUCAGCUGCACAGGAAAAUAAUUAUAAAACAAUAUGUCAACGAUAUGAGCAGAGUGUAAAAUAUGCGACCCUCUACAACACAACGGGGAAGAUCCCUGUUUUCUCUGCUUAUAAAUACACCGGAAUACAAAAAUACAAGAAACUGACUAAGAUUCCCUGGAUGAUCGAGUCACAGCUUGAACCUGUAGGUUCUGGGAUGCAUGAGCCAUUCGUCAAUCAGGCUACCACUGGAGACUACUACUACGAUAACAAACAAAACGUUAGUCCUGGUCACUUAUUUCCAGUCCGUUAUGCAGCUGAUAGAGAAACUGCCGAGUCUACAUUCACACUCACCAACAGCAUUCCACAGAGGAGCAUCUUAGAGACAGGCAUUUGGAUUGACAAAGAACAAGAAAUGAAAGUCAUCAUGGAUGAAUUCUGUCGUGACGAGAAGAAGAACAAAAAAAUCUUAGCCUACGUGUUGACUGGAGCUCUGCCUGGCUCUAAUAUACUGAAUAAAAGAGUGAAUAUUCCCUCUCACAAGUGGAUGGCAUUUUGCUGCUAUAACAGUACAGGAAAAUCGUGGCUCUCCAAAGCUUACUGGGCCGAGAACAAAAUAAAAAACUAUGAGAUAUCUCAAAAGAGCCUGGAACAGUUACAAACAUUCUUAAAUGAAACAUGGGGGAAACAAGUGAAGUUAUUUUACAAUGACUGUAAUUUUAGAGAACAGCCUUCUUCAGUCAGAUCAGUAUGAGAAUAUACAAUGCAGAAUCAAAGCUUUACAUGAAAAUUUAAUCUGUCAGUAAAUUAGGCGUUUGUCAAGAGAUUCUGAGUAUUGCAAAAUAUUAUUAAAAAAUGAUUCUAGCAAAUGCUUUUUUCAUUAGUGUGUCCAUGAUUUUUCUCUUUAAUAAAGCUUG